GUGUGCCUGCGGAUGCUGAUGUGAUGCUGCGGCUGUAAUGCUGCUCCCAUCCCACCUGUACACGUCCUUCCAUUCACAUCUAGCAGAGGACCGUGCAGGUGCAGUAGAGCUGCAAUGUGAAUGAGGGGAAUGAAAAUGCAAGGCUGCCUUCUUUUCAAAAACAUUUUGUCACGGUGGACCUAAUCUUUGGAUUGGAUUGUGAAGUGAGUGUUGGCCGCUGAAAGAGAAUCAACCUGUGCAUUGUGCACAUUGCUGCCAGAUGGACUUUGCAAAGCUGCAAACCGAUGUUACAGUCUAAUAAAAUGGAGGACGGUUUUGAUUGCGACUGUGGCGAGCUUGAGCCACCUGAUCACUGAGGCUGAGAAAUAACUCCAUUCUAAAGGCCAGGCUCUUAACCAGUUAGUUUUCAGUAUCCGGAUACGCCAUAGGAAAAUUAUAUGUCAAGUGUAAUAAAUACAGAAGUAAAAAAAAAAGUGCAAAUCGGCACAUUGCUCAUGAAGCUGCUCAGGACCAGUUAUACACUGAACGUAUGCGCACUGUGAGGAUGCAACUGCAAGCUUUUAGAGCCUAACAUUUGUCAGUGCAUUUUGAAUUGGCUUCAUCAGACAUUCCACUCAUUCCCACAAGCCGCUCUGUUAAUAACCAUCCCCAAGAGUGGAUUUGGAAUUUUAAAUUAGUCCUCAUUCAAGAUGAAAAAGUUUAACUACGCUAUUGUGUCCUGCAUCUGACAGUGACGACUACACAGGGGAAGAGGUAGAGUACAGUGGUAGAGGGGGGUUACCGCAGGCUCUGAGGCUCUUCUACUAGUAUUAACAAAUUUGAGAAGACCAAGUGGAGUUUGGUGUAGGAGCCCUAAUCGUUAUCAUGGCAGAGAAGUUUGAGUCUCUAAUGAACAUCCAUGGCUUUGACCUGGGCUCUCGAUACAUGGACUUGAAGCCCCUCGGAUAUGGAGGAAAUGGCCUGGUAUUUUCAGCAGUUGACACAGACUGUGACAAGCGAGUGGCUGUGAAGAAGAUUAUCUUGACUGAUCCCCAGAGUGUCAAACACGCCUUGCGAGAAAUUAAGAUUAUAAGACGCCUGGACCAUGACAACAUAGUAAAGGUUUUUGAAACUUUAGGCCCCAGCGGUCGCAGGCUAACUGAGGAUGUGGUAUCCCUGACGGAGGUAAACUCUGUCUACAUAGUGCAGGAGUACAUGGAGACUGACUUGUGUCAGGUGCUGGAGCGAGGUCUUCUGUCCGAGGGCCACGCCAGGCUCUUCAUGUACCAACUUCUCCGGGGACUCAAGUACAUCCACUCUGCCAAUGUGCUCCACCGUGACCUCAAGCCCGCCAACCUGUUUGUCAACACAGAGGACCUGGUGCUGAAGAUUGGAGACUUUGGUCUGGCCCGCAUCAUGGACCCCCACUACUCCCACAAGGGUCACCUGUCUGAAGGUCUGGUCACCAAGUGGUACAGGUCGCCCCGCCUGCUGCUCUCUCCAAAUAACUACACUAAAGCCAUUGACAUGUGGGCUGCUGGUUGCAUCUUUGCUGAGAUGCUUACUGGGAAAACACUCUUUGCGGGGGCUCACGAACUGGAGCAGAUGCAGCUUAUACUGGAAUCCAUCCCUGUACUGCGAGAGGAAGACCGACAAGAGCUCCACAGCGUGAUACCUGUCUUCAUCCGUAACGACAUGUCAAAACCUCAGACACCACUGGUCAAGUUGUUGCCUGAUGUCAGUCCUCAAGCCCUGGAUUUCUUAGAGAAGAUCCUGACCUUUAACCCCAUGGAUCGUUUAACUGCGGAAGAGGCUCUUGCCCACCCUUAUAUGGCUGACUACUCCUUCCCCUUGGAUGAGCCUAUCUCUCUCCAUCCUUUUCACAUUGAAGAUGAAGUUGAUGAUAUCCUGCUCAUGGACCACAGCCACAGCCACACUUGGGACAGCCGGUAUCAUGAGAGCCAGUUGUCAGAGGCUGACUGGCACUUGCACAGCAUCCAUGACCCAGAUGAAGUCCAAGUGGACCCAAGAGCCCUCUCUGAUGUAACGGAUGAGGAGGUGGUUCAGGUGGACCCUCGGAAAUAUGCCGACGGAGAUCGGGAAAAGCUCCUGGAUGAGCCAUCCUUUGACUACUCCACUCUUUUCCCAUCAGAGCGGUCGUGGCAGGAUGAUCAUCAUGAAAAUAAAUACUGCGACCUUCAGUGUAGCCACACAUGUAACUACAAGGCAGUGUCCCCUUCCUACCUGGACAACCUGAUCUGGAGGGACAGUGAAGUCAACCACUACUAUGAGCCCAAGCUCAUCAUUGACCUCUCCAACUGGAAGGAGCAGCAGAGUAAGGACAAGGCAGACCGCAAGGCCAAGACAAAGUGUGAGAAGAACGGGCUGGUGAAGGCCCAGAUUGCGAUGCAGGAGGCAGAAAAGACCCAAUGUCCAACGGAAAAGGACAGCGAGCAAGAGAAACAUCAGACACAGCCGCAAAGUCAACAAGGCUUUGACUUUGACUCCUUCAUCGCCAGUACCAUCAAGUUGAGCCUUCAGCCUGAGCCUUGUCAAGAGGUGGCACUCAAUGAUGUGGGUCUUCUCAACGAGCUCAACUCUUCAGUCUCUCAGCUGGAGGCCCCUAGGACAGGCUCCAUGUCCAAGUCCAUAAGUCAGGAGAAAGAGGAGAAGUGCCUGGUGAACCUGGCCCAGUUAGGCGGUGGAGGCUUGGCAGUUGUCAGCGGUGAUGGUCCUUGGCCUGCGCACACAUGGGAGAGCUUCGGCUCCGGUGAACGAGUCGCAGAGAACGGCUGUUUAAUAGAUGAAGCAUGCUGGGACAGUCACAAAGAGAACCACUUCCAGAAGGAGAGCACUUACACCAGCUACCUGGACCGCCUGUUCAGCCGCAAGGAGGAGGUAGUUGGUGCGUCUGUGGCCACCCUGGAGACGGUGUCCUUGGAGGCCAGGGAAAGCGAGCUGGGUGAGAGUUUCCUUAGCAGGAGCACAGAGAUCGUGCUGAAUAUGCAGCUGGACUCUCUGGCCCUGCCUGGCUUUGACAGCGCCGACGAGCUGCCUCUAAAAUCCAUCCAGGCGUCCCUCACCCCCUGUGCUGUCAAAUGUUCUCCUCAGAUCGCCCACAAAACCUACAGCAGCAUCUUCAAGCAUCUUAACUAGAAACAACUCCUUCACAGUGCAAGAUCUUGUUUUGUUUGUCCUUUUUUUGUUAUAUGAUAUGAUAUAUUCUACUUGAAAUCAUUUCAUACAUUUUUUAAAUAUUAUUUUAAAAGUAAAUUUUAAGAGUUGAGAUGGGUGAUUUUCUUCUACUUAAGGAGUUUUUGGUCACUCUGAGCCUUGAUGCCCAGGCCUUCAUGGGUUCAUGUCUACGCCCUCAUUGCUAAACUGGCCUGUCACUCGCACACUUAAGUACUGUAGACAAACAGAAACUAGGCGGGGUGAAAGAUGGCUUUAGGAGAUGUAUGAUUUGGCUGUUAAGGUGUGACAAAGAAGGAAUGGCUAACAAUAGCAUUGCUGUCUGCUUUGUGCUUUGUUGAGGCCAUUUCAGAGAUGUAGGAAUAAGGAUGGAUUUUUUUUUGUUUAAUUUUGAUAUGACGUAAACGAAAGCUUCCUUUUACAGCCCUUUCAUACUGUAAAUGUGACACAUGAUGCCAGCAGCAACCAUUACCGUAGGCGUUAAUGUAAUGUGUUAUCUACCUCAAGGUAACAGCCGCGAGAGACACUCUAAGCCGCACUAGUGCUUUACACACAUGACCAUCCUCGUACCAUGAAAUGAAGUGGUCGCAUAGAUGAAAUCUCUCACUUCAGCAUUUAACAUAGUGAGGUGUUUUCAGUAAUCAUUAUUUAUUUCUAGCAGAUGUGCGAUAUUUAUUUUAUCAAAAUUUGUGUUAUUUCAAUGUGAUUAUUGAAGAGUGAGGAGUUAGGCUGACCAUUUUCAUUUCAGCACUAUUUGGGUGUCCAAGUGUUCCUUUCUUGUUUAACGGUAGGAAGCACAUUCAUCUGUUCUGUUGGAAACCAAGUUGAGGCUUUCUAUUUUCCAUCAAUGUUGUCAUAAUGGAUUUUUUUUAUUUAUAGGUGCAUUCUAUUGCUAGUGGAAAAACAACUAUAGUUUAUAGCAGCGCCUAAAAGUCUUAAUUUUUUUUUUAAACUAAAUGUAAUGUAUAAAACAUUGCGUGCAUGGAGGCAAGAGAAAGGUACAUUCAAAGUAAAGUUAAUGGUGAGUAUAACGUGCGUCUGUUUUUAAUUGUCUUUCUGUUUGUUUUGGUUAAAUUUCUAUAUUUUUUCCAAGCAAGCAUGAUAAUUUAGGUUAAGGUGUAGCAUGUAGGACACAUGGACUUUUUUGUAAUCAUUGGUUCCCCUGUUCUACAAAAUGUAAAAAUAAAAUUACUGGCGAAGAA
Molecule: messenger RNA, 4373 nt
Organism: Doryrhamphus excisus (bluestripe pipefish)
Lineage: Eukaryota; Metazoa; Chordata; Actinopteri; Syngnathiformes; Syngnathidae
Gene: mapk6
Product: mitogen-activated protein kinase 6
Biological process (GO): protein phosphorylation
Molecular function (GO): MAP kinase activity; ATP binding
Source: RefSeq, a predicted model, not a curated record